This is a messenger RNA of Molossus molossus (Pallas's mastiff bat), 1910 nucleotides long. It is a transcript of the gene HYAL3, whose product is annotated as hyaluronidase 3. The record is from RefSeq and is a predicted model, not a curated record. NCBI's taxonomy places the organism in Eukaryota, Metazoa, Chordata, Mammalia, Chiroptera, Molossidae. Bases 157 to 1416 code for a protein of 419 amino acids. The transcript has 4 exons. Gene Ontology annotation, cellular component: acrosomal vesicle. Gene Ontology annotation, molecular function: hyalurononglucosaminidase activity. Gene Ontology annotation, biological process: carbohydrate metabolic process; hyaluronan catabolic process.
CCAGGAGACUCUGAACCAAAUGGUCCGCCGCACCGCCAGGGGGCAGCGCGGACGGACGAGGGAGCCCGAGCCAGAGACAGCGUGAAACGGGUCUGUGCGCAGCCAGGACGCCGAGCAUCCUGAAGCCCAGCUUCAACAUGUUUCCAUUCCUGGGGCAUGACCAUGCAGCUAGGCGAGGCCCUGGUGCUAGGGGUGGCCCUUUGCCUGGGGUGUGGCCAGCCCCUGCUGCAGGCCCCUGAACGCCCCUUCUCUGUGCUCUGGAAUGUACCAUCAGCACACUGUAGGGCCCGCUUUAGUGUGCAACUGCCAUUAGAGACCCUGGGCAACACAGCCAACCAUGGCCAGCGUUUCCACGGGCAGAACAUCACCAUCUUCUACAAGAACCAGCUUGGUCUCUAUCCCUACUUUGGGCCCAGGGGCACAGCUCACAAUGGGGGCAUCCCUCAGGCUAUGCUCCUUGACCGCCACCUGGCACGGGCUGCUUACCAGAUCCACCGCAGCCUGAAACCUGGCUUCGCUGGCCUGGCAGUGCUGGACUGGGAAGAAUGGUGUCCACUCUGGGCUGGGAACUGGGGCCGCCGCCGAGCCUAUCAGGCAGCCUCGUGGGCUUGGGCACAGCAGGUGUUCCCCCACCUGGACCCCCUGGAGCAGCUCCACAAGGCCCGUACUGGCUUUGAACAAGCAGCCCGUGCACUAAUGGAGGGCACACUGCGGCUGGGCCGGGCACUACAGCCCCGUGGGCUCUGGGGCUUCUAUCGCUUCCCAGCCUGUGGCAAUGGGUGGCGUGGUAUGGCUUCCAAUUACACAGGCCACUGCCAUGCAGCCGCCCUUGCCCGCAACACCCAACUGCAUUGGCUCUGGGCCGCCUCCAGCGCCCUCUUUCCCAGCAUCUACCUCCCACCCAGGCUGCCUCCUGCUCACUAUCAGGCAUUUGUUCGAUACCGCCUGGAGGAGGCCUUCCGUAUAGCCCGAGCUGGGCACCCACAUCCCCUGCCUGUCCUGGCUUAUGCCCGCCUCACACACCGGAGCUCUGGAAGGUUCCUGUCCCAGGAUGACCUUGUGCAGACCAUUGGUGUGAGUGCAGCACUGGGGGCAGCCGGCGUGGUGCUCUGGGGGGACCUGAGCAGCUCCAGCUCUGAGGAGAGGUGCUGGCAUCUUUAUGACUACCUGGUGGACACCCUGGGCCCCUAUGUGAUUAACGUGACCAGGGCGGCCAUAGCCUGUAGUCACCAGUUGUGCCAUGGCCAUGGGCGCUGUGCCCGGCGAGACCCAGAACAGCCGGAAGCCUUUCUACACCUGCAGCCAGAUGGCAGCCCUGGAGCUUGGGAAUCCUUCAGUUGCCACUGUUACUGGGGCUGGGCGGGUCCCACCUGCCAGGAACCCAGGCCUGAGCCUGGGCCUGAAGAAACAGAAUAAAGCCAGGAAUCACCUACCACAACCCUCUUGUCCCUGUUGCCAUUUGCUGGUCCUUGAGGAUUCUGUCCCACUCCUGUUCUAUUUAGCUUAGCCAGCCCUCCCAUAUACACAUCCUACUUCCCAUGGGGAGUGGAAAGGGCCAGAAAAAAACAUUUACACCAUGUUAAAACUAGAGGCCCUCUGAAAUAACCUGACCCCUUCUAAAAAGGAAGCAGUUCUGGGAGAGAGAGACAAGGUUGCAGAUGGUUAGGACUGCAGCCCAGGGCAGUGUUCCUACACAUCACUGGGUCCAUGGAGACAUCAAAGAGACCAAAGGGCAGGUGGGCCUCAGGAUCUUGACUAUGGUCUGUAUGUGCUAAACUGUUGUCUGUAUUUUGCCUUCAUCAUAAAUCACUUUUCUUUCACUGCCUGGGGUUUAGCUGUUCACUGUGUUGUCCCAAGCCCCAUGUUCAUCCAGCACUAAGUGUCCCACUGCAAGUGCGCAGAGGUGCGAG